Molecule: messenger RNA, 159 nt
Organism: Effrenium voratum
Lineage: Eukaryota; Dinophyceae; Suessiales; Symbiodiniaceae
Source: the annotation of a GenBank genome assembly
AUGGAGUUGCUAUUGAGCAGGGAGAACACCGGCGGGGGUGAUGAGUUCAUCCUCUUCCUCCACGACCUCGGGGUUUUGCCCUCGAAUUUGGUGCGGAGCUUCGUGCACACGCGGAAGGGCCUGCGAAAAUGCGCCGGCCUGCCAUCUUCCCGGGACUAA